GCGCAUGCAGACCAUCAGGCUGUGCAUUCUUUAGCUGGGGGCUAAUUUUCAGACAGUCCUCGACUUGGGUCUGGGUAAACAGCACCGCCCCGAUGGUUGUUUGUUUAAAGUGUGGAACGAUCCAUCGCAGAGCGCCGGGCUCGAUUGACACUGUCUGCUGAUCUGCUACUGCGGAUUGCUCAGAAUAACACGGCUGCUCGCUAAUUCCCGUCUAUCGGAGCUUUCGGCGAAACACCGAGAGAGUAGGGUCCAAAAAAAGCCAACAAGGCAGGCAAGAACCUCGCUCCGCCGGAGUCCGCACCCGAGAAUGGCUUCAGGAGACCUUUACGAGGUGGAGCGCAUCGUGGACAAGAGGCGGAACAAGAAGGGCAAGUGGGAAUACCUGAUAAGAUGGAAAGGUUAUGGCAGUAAGGAGGACACAUGGGAGCCAGAACACCACCUACUGCACUGCGAGGAAUUUAUUGACCAGUACAACAGCCUGAAACUGCAUUCACACAAACGGCCCAAGGUUCCAAAAAACCGUCAGGAGCCCCUUAUCACCAGCCAGCCAUCUGCUACAGAAAACUCCAGAGCUCGGUCUGAGGCCCGAAAGAAAAAAAGGACGUUUGGCCAAGCUGUUGGAGUUAGAGUAGGAGCUGUUCUGGGGAUGGGAAGUUCAGGGUCAGGUGGUCCCACUCAGAAGCAGAAGAAGGUGGCUGUUGGACCUGGGAAGCAUGCCUUAGGGGAUCGGAUAAGAAAAGCCAUGACGUACAAGGCUCCUCCACCGGCAGGGCAUCACUUUGUUCCUCCAAUGAGGGUCCCUCAUAACGGACUGCAGAAUGGAGACAUGGACCCUCUCAUGUACAGGACUGCAGCAAGGCCACAUAGACUCCCUUUGGACAGAGCGGAAAGAGAACUAGGAGCCAUGGAAACCACUGGACAACAGUUCACCACUGAGCUAGUGUCAGGCCCUCCUCUGGCCAACGGCAAGAUGCAUCUACACAGCUCAGUAAAGCGGAAGCUGGCCGAGGAUAAAGGCUACGUGUUCGACAAGCGGCUCAGGUAUAACGUGCGACAGAACGAGAGCAACUGUCGAUUCCGAGACAUCGUGGUCAGGAAGGAGGAAGGCUUCACUCACAUCCUGCUCUCCAGCCAAACUACAGACAACAACGCUCUGACACCAGAGAUCAUGAAGGAAUUGUGUCGAGCUCUUGGUAAUGCAGCUGCUGAUGACAGUAAAUUAUUACUGCUCAGCUCCGUGGGGACCGUCUUCUGCAGCGGCCUGGAGCCUUCGUACCUGAUAGGCCGCCUGUCCACUGACCGCAGGAAAGAGAGCAGCCGCAUCGCAGAGGCUGUCAGGGAGUUUGUGUUGGCCUUCAUCCACUUCAAGAAACCCAUCGUGGCAGCAAUAAAUGGGCCUGCCCUGGGCUUAGGGGCCUCGAUCCUGCCCCUGUGUGAUGUGGUGUGGGCCAGUGAGAGAGCCUGGUUCCAAACUCCAUGUGCCGCCCUUCACCUCACCCCCUCUGGAUGCUCCUCUUACACCUUUCCCCAGAUCCUGGGUGUAGCUCUGGCCAACGAGAUGCUGUUUUGUGGAAGAAAACUCACGGCACAAGAAGCAUGCAGUCGAGGUCUGGUGUCGCAGGUCUUCUGGCCAACCACAUUUAACCAAGAAGUGAUGCUGCGUGUGAAGGAAAUGGCAUCGUGUAAUGCAGUGGUUUUAGAAGAAUCCAAAUGCCUGGUGAGGAGCAUUAUCAUGUCAGUCCUGGAGGAGGUGAAUGAGAAGGAGUGUCAGAUGUUGAAGCAGCUCUGGUGUUCCACCAAAGGACUAGAGGCACUCUUCAGUUAUCUGCAAAACAAGACGUAUGAGAAAUGAGCACCCACACCCAGAAAACUGAUUGAUGUGGAUCAAAGGUUAUCCAUAGAGGGACAUCCUUGAUGAAAAUGUGCAGUCUCAAACUAAAGGAAAAGUUGCAUUAAGGGUCUUUGUUUCCAUCCAUCAGCAGAGGGGAUUCUCUGGAGUUCUGUUUGCUCACAUGUCUACCAACAACAACUUCCUGGUAUUCUUCUAUUGUGAAUCUACUUCUGUUAUAUAUUUAUUGGACCCAUAACUGUCCAGCUGUUUAUUGUAUAGAAAUCAAAGAGCAAAGGGCCAAAUGUGCAUUGCCUAAGUAAAGUCUGAAGGAGGUUCUUCAGGAGGUACAGUGUUUCUGUACAUAUGUGUCUUUGAAAUUGUCAGGAUGUAAGAAAUCAGUUAAUGUCUGAGAGCACAUAAAUAGGUGAUAAUAUAUAUGUUAAAAAUAUAUUUAUUGCAAUUGUGUGAAAGAGUUGCUUUCUGAAUAUAAGGAUUUUCUUUUUGUCGCUUAUUGUUUUGAAUUGAAAUCAAGGUUUUCAUGGGGAUCCUUACGUGCACAUUCCAUCCUCUCUAUUAAAGAGAAAAAUGGCCGCAAAUACUCAUAUGCUCAUACAAUCAGUGGAUCACAUUCAGUGCUUGAAUCUUCAUUAAACACUCUGGAUAAUUAAACAUACUCUUUUUUUUAUUACACUAUUCAUUGUUCAUACUGUAGAAGUCUAUUUAUCUUCAUUAAGUCUAGUCUAUUACACAGAAAACAGCCAGUAAAUGUGUUACAAUAAUCUCAUUAAAUUUGCUUCUGUCACAUGAAACCAAGAGAAGUGCUUAUGUAGUCAUGAGGCUAUAAAUAUCCUCAUUUUAUCAACAUCCAUCUGUCCUGAGUUAUUUUAUUAUUUUAUUCUAUUUAUUCAAAUAAAAUUCCAUUGAGGUUAGGAUUUCUUUGAAGGAACACUUGAAUUAAAUGCAAAUAGACAACAAUGGAAGCUUUAUGUGAAGGCUAGCACUAAGUAUACAAACAUGUCUACCCUUAAUCAGAUGGCAUCUUGAGUUGAGUACUAAAUCACUUUAUGUGAUUAAAUACAUCGUUGGCACGUGUCUCAUGAUAAACUACCAGGAUUAGUGGUGGAUUUUAUCCCAUUUAGUUUAAGCUACAUUUAGUAGCCGUGUUCAGUACUGUGUUGGCUAGUACGUAUAACAAGGCUUCCAGUUAACAAUGCAGAUAUUAUCGUUUAAAAUGUGUGAUCAUUAUGUUGAUAUGAGCUGACAGUUUUUUUUGUUGCUUGGAUGUUUAGAGCACACAAAAAAGAUGAUAAGUGUUUGGUCCUCAUGGUAAUCACAUUGUGACUACACUAAUUGUCAGUGAUCGAUAUUGUGGAAAUGCAACAGUCGUAUAGUUGGAGUCUACUUUGUCCUCAUCUGCAUGUGAGGAGUAAAGAUAAAGUACAUUUUCAAUUAAUGUACAUUAUAUGUAGGGAUCUAUUUUGUUUUACCAAAAGAAUGUAGGUUUGUGAAAAUUGUUUUGUAAAAAAAAGAAGAUAUUUGUCCCUGUUAUGCAGUAUAGAAUAAUAUAUAAUGUAGACUGCUUUGUGUGACUAAUGGCAUGUAAUAUGCUGUACAUAUCAUGUGUUGCCUGUCUGAAUACCUUGUAUGUCGGGGUAUAUUUUGUAUAAAUAUUGUAAGUAUUGUUAGAAAUGGUGUAGUUUAUUUUUCUAUUUAUUUCAAAUAACUGUUUGGAUGUGCAGUGCCAUUUUGUUUCGUUUCACCAGAAGCCCCCUUUAAUCAUCCUUUCUAAAUCAUCCCAUAAAUAACUGAACAAAAUGGGUUAAAUAAUGUAUAUUUCAAAACUAAAAAGGUGUAAAUGUAUCCUUUCAGUUGACAUUAUCAGAUUAUGUAUUUAGUUUUAAAACAUCAAAGGAAUGUCAGAUAAUAUAAUGUAUAAUAUUAGAAUGAAAAGAUAAUCAAAACAAAUAUUUUAUUUCAGAUUUAUCUAUUUGAAGCAUAUAAUAUAUAAUGCUCCACAAGGUUUGUCAAAUGGUUUUUAUUUGUCAGUUUUAUGUCAUUACAGGGAAUAAAAAGUGGUUUAAUGCAGCAUUUUAUGAUUUUUAAGUCAUUCAGUACUCAAAUAAAAUUAACAAAAAACAACACGCUUUCACUUAAGAUCUAAAAACAACACUUGUAGUUGAAUAAAGUAACUUGGCUAAAAACACGCAGUUUGGCAGUUAUUUGACCAAAGACUUCAUUACUAAUUGACUUCUUCGACAUUGUGUUAGUCUGGUUUAAAAUCACACUUAUUUCUCUGUUUUUUUUUGCUUGGCUUUGGAAUCCCAAGACGAUGAGAGGGAUCUGUGUAAUGUGGCUACUGAAUGCAAAUGACUCAGGUCCACUGAACGUAACUCACACUGUUCCUUUGAGACAUGGGUGUUUAUGUGGGCGGUGGUGGCGAAGUCCAUGGGGACUUUGCUUGGCAACUGGAAGGUCACCAGUUCAAGUCCAGGCAAGACCAAGUGCUACCGAGGUGUCCCUGAGCAAGGCACCGUUCCCUACACUGCUCCCCGGGCGCCGUUCAUAAUGGCAGCCCACUGCUCCUAACACUAGGAUGGGUCAAAUGCAGAGAAACCAUUUCAUUACAUAGUACCUGUACUGUGUAAUGACAAUAAAAGUGCAAACAUUUGUGAAAUUAAUUAAUUACAUUUGUGAAACUUUAGUUGUAAAACACAUCUCUUUACUUGUUUUGAACUAUAUGUUUCUGUUUUAGACAUUGGAUCCAAAUUCUCCCCUUAGCUUGUUUUUGAAGUGUGAUUGAUUACAAAACUUGAAGUAACUAAGUUAUUACUAAAAAGAACAACUCAUAUUUGCUCCAUUAUUUAUUGCAAAUGACUGUGUUUUGACAGGCUUCUGUGCUUCUGUCUUUUAUAACCACAAUAUCAUAUAUUGGCCCAUGUAUCUCUAUUUUGACAUGUUUUUUUCUUUCUCCAAACAUUGUCUCAAAGCACACCUUGGGGUGCCUUACAAUAUAAAUAUCUGUCAAGGAUGUAUCCAUGCGUUGUAAAGGUUGAGCUGAUUCAAAUAAAGAAACAGUGCUUUCACAA
This is a messenger RNA of Trematomus bernacchii (emerald rockcod), 4917 nucleotides long. RefSeq names its product chromodomain protein, Y-like (gene cdyl). Gene Ontology annotation, cellular component: nucleus. Gene Ontology annotation, molecular function: transcription corepressor activity. The coding region runs from base 308 to 1852 and encodes 514 amino acids. The transcript has 7 exons. NCBI's taxonomy places the organism in Eukaryota, Metazoa, Chordata, Actinopteri, Perciformes, Nototheniidae. The record is from RefSeq and is a predicted model, not a curated record.